Equus quagga is the source of this 1693-nucleotide messenger RNA. Its product is annotated as T-cell surface glycoprotein CD1a-like. The transcript is spliced from 6 exons. Gene Ontology annotation, cellular component: external side of plasma membrane. Gene Ontology annotation, molecular function: lipopeptide binding; exogenous lipid antigen binding; endogenous lipid antigen binding. Lineage: Eukaryota; Metazoa; Chordata; Mammalia; Perissodactyla; Equidae. The coding region runs from base 161 to 1180 and encodes 339 amino acids. The record is from RefSeq and is a predicted model, not a curated record. Gene Ontology annotation, biological process: antigen processing and presentation, endogenous lipid antigen via MHC class Ib; antigen processing and presentation, exogenous lipid antigen via MHC class Ib; positive regulation of T cell mediated cytotoxicity.
GGAAGGAGUAUAUUUUCUUUCUGCAGAUCAUGAGGAAAGGAAAGGUUUUUCUGGUGGUAGGAGAAGGAAGUCAGAAUAGAGGUAUUGUGGGGUAGGUUUGUUUAGAACAGAAAUCAAAGACCAAAUUUUCUGAGAGAAAGAAAGAACAUCUGCAAAUGAAAUGCUGUUCCUACAACUUGUAUUGCUAGCAGUUCUCCUCCCACCUGGUGACAAUAAAGAUGACUUCCAGGAACUAGUCUCCUUCCAAAUCAUCCAAAUCACAUCUUUCUACAACAAUUCCUGGGUACAAAGUCUGUGCUCAGGUUGGUUGGGUGAGUUGCAGACUCAUGAGUGGGACAGUAACUGUGGCAACACCAUUUUCCUGUGGCCCUGGUCCAAGGGCAACUUCAGCAAUAAAGAGUGGAUGGAAGUGGAAAGAUUAAUCCGUAUGUUCUUCACUGGAAUUCCUCGGGCAUUUCACAACCAUGCCAGUCAAUGGCAGCUUGAAUAUCCCUUUGAGUUACAGAUAGCAGGAGGCUGUGAGCUGCACUUUGGGGGAGCCUCAGUAGGCUUCCUACGGAUUGCUUAUCAAGGAUCAGAUUUCCUGAGCUUGCAGGACACUUCAUGGUUGCCAUCUCCAAAGGGUGGAAGUAGGGCUCAGCAAGUCUCCAAACUAUUCAAUUUGGACACAGUCUUCCUGAGAAUAAAACAUAGGAUGGUCACUGACACCUGCCCACGUUUCCUCUUGAGUCUUCUUGAUGCAGGGAAGGCAGAUCUCCAGCAACAAGUACAGCCAGAGGCCUGGCUGUCCAGUGGCCCCAGUUCCGGCCCUGGCCGCCUGAUGCUGAUUUGUCAUGUCUCCGGCUUCCACCCGAAGCCUAUUUGGGUGAUGUGGAUGAAAGGUGAGCAGGGGCAUCCAGGCACUCAGCAAAGUGAUGUCUUGCCCAAUGCUGAUGGAACAUGGUAUCUUCGGAAGUCCUUGGAUGUGGAAACCGGUAAGACAGCUGGCCUGUCUUGCCGGGUAAGACACAGCAGUCUAGGAGGCCAGGACAUCAUCCUCUCCUGGGAACGCCACAGCUCCAUGGGCUGGAUCUUCUUGGCGGUGAUAGUGCCCCUAGUGCUUCUGACAGGUCUUGCGUUUUGGCUUAGGAAGCUCUGGAUACACAGUGAACUUCCAAGAACUCUUCUCCCUUUGGAAUGAGAUCCCUGCAGCCCAGAGUUUAUCUAAAUCCAAUACAAUGAUGAUGUCCUUUCAACUCUCUUUGUAAAACUUUUGUUAUUGUUUAUUUCUGCUUAAUGAUCAGUUGUCAACAUAAGAUAAAAGUAAUUUUGCAAGAUUUGUUGUUCUGCCCCGGGUUCUGGGACUUUAAAACUCAAAUUGUAACUCUUAAUGGAUGAGAUGCUAGCAACCUCCACAUAUUCAUAUAUUAAUGGGUCAUCAGGCCCAUUUCAGAUGUCAACUCCUCCAGAGGGCCUUCACUGAUUCACAAGUGGAAGCUGUCUCUGCCUUCUCUGAACUCCCAGUGCACUUGAACUGUAAUUUGCCAUAUCUGCUCCUCACUUCCUGCCCUGUGUUGCAGCUAUUUAGAUCCUUUUCCCCUUAUAAUUUUAAAGCUUUUUGAGAGCAAAGUCCACGUCUUUCUAAUAUUAGUAUCUAGGCAAAGUGUCUUACACACAUGAAUUAUGUUCUCAAUAAAAAUAUUUGUUGAAUUUA